Molecule: messenger RNA, 7619 nt
Organism: Leucoraja erinaceus (little skate)
Lineage: Eukaryota; Metazoa; Chordata; Chondrichthyes; Rajiformes; Rajidae
Product: cullin-associated NEDD8-dissociated protein 1-like
Exons: 15
Coding region: 93-3803 (1236 amino acids)
Biological process (GO): SCF complex assembly; protein ubiquitination
Cellular component (GO): nucleus
Source: RefSeq, a predicted model, not a curated record
GAGCACCGCGCCAUCUUUGCCCAUGGAAGAGCAGCGAGUGGCGGCCAGUCGAGUGCCAGCAGCCUCGAGCCCAGGCCCGUACAGCCGCCACCAUGACCAACGUCUCCUACCACAUCUCCAACCUGCUGGAAAAGAUGACUUCCAGCGACAAGGACUUCAGGUUCAUGGCCACCAAUGACCUGAUGGUGGAAUUACAGAAAGACUCUAUCAAGUUGGAUGAUGACAGUGAGAAGAAAGUGGUGAAGAUGCUGCUUAAACUGCUGGAGGAUAAAAAUGGAGAGGUACAAAACUUGGCUGUGAAAUGUCUGGGCCCCCUGGUCAGCAAGGUUAAAGAGUACCAGGUGGAGACUAUUGUGGACACAUUAUGUACCAAUAUGCUGUCUGACAAAGAACAGCUACGAGAUAUAUCCAGCAUUGGCCUGAAGACUGUCAUUGCAGAGCUACCUCCUGCUUCUAGUGGUUUAGCCCUAUCUGCUAACGUGUGCAAGAAGAUCACGGGACGUCUGACAAGUGCUAUUGCCAAACAAGAAGAUGUAUCUGUCCAGCUGGAAGCCUUGGAUAUCCUCUCUGAUAUGUUGAGCAGAUUAGGUGGGACUCUGAUCACAUUUCAUUCUUCCAUUCUGAGUUGUCUGCUACCCCAGCUGUCAAGUCCAAGGCUAGCUGUUCGGAAGAGAGCCAUCAUCUCUCUGGGGCACCUGGUGAUGAGUUGCAGCAGUUGUCUCUUCUCUGAACUAAUGGAUCACCUAAUGGUGGAACUAUCAAAAAAUGAAUCUACCUCCAUGACCAGAACCUACAUCCAGUGCAUUGGUGCCAUCAGUCGACAGGCUGGGCACAGAGUUGGAGAGCAUUUGGAGAAUAUUAUUCCGCUGGUUGUAAAGUACUGCAAUGUGGACGAUGAUGAGCUACGGGAGUACUGCUUCCAGGCGUUCGAGUCAUUUGUGAGAAGGUGUCCAAAGGAAAUGUCAGUUCACAUUCCUGCCAUGAUUGGAUUGUGCCUAAAGUACAUCACAUAUGAUCCGAAUUACAACUAUGACCAAGAUGAGGAUAAUGAAGAUGCUAUGGAAACCGAAAAGGGUGAUGAAGAGGAAGAUCAAGACAGUGAAGAGGAGUACACGGAUGAUGAUGACAUGAGCUGGAAAGUGCGUCGAGCUUCCACCAAGUGUUUGGAUGCCAUUAUAAGCACCAGGCACGAAAUGCUGCAGGAGUUUUAUAAGACUGUCUCGCCAGCUCUCAUUAUUAGAUUCAAGGAACGGGAAGAGAAUGUGAAGGCUGAUAUAUUUCACGCUUACGUGUCUCUCCUGAAGCAGACUAAACCAGUUCAGAGCUGGUUGCAGAAUGCAGAUGAACUGGAGCAAGGAGACAUGCCCCUUGUGAUGCUUCAAAACCAAGUACCUAGCAUAGUGAAAGCAUUACACAAGCAGCUUAAGGAGAAGAGUAUGAAGACGCGUCAAGGCUGUUUCAACCUUUUAACCGAACUGGCUAGUGUCCUGCCUGGAGGCUUGUCAGAACAUAUACCAGCCUUGGUACCAGGCAUUAUUUACUCCCUUACUGACAAAUCAAGUACCUCAAACAUGAAGAUUGAUGCACUGACCUUCCUCCAUGUCAUUCUCUGCAAUCAUCCCCCAGAAGUGUUUCACCCCCAUGUUAAGACUUUGUUGCCUCCAACGGUGGCCUGCAUCAGUGACCCUUUUUACAAAAUCACCUCCGAGGCUCUGCUGGUGACUCAACAACUUAUAGAGGUGAUCCGUCCACUGGGCAAACCUUGUUCGUUCGAUGCUAAGCCAUAUGUAAAGGAUUUGUUUAGUAACACUUUGAAGAGAUUAAAAGCAGCAGAUAUUGACCAGGAAGUAAAGGAGAGAGCAAUUGCCUGUACGGGGCAAAUCAUCUGUAAUCUGGGAGACAGUCUAGGUGCUGACCUGAAUCCCACAUUGCUAAUCUUCCUUGAACGACUGAAGAAUGAAAUCACACGACUGACCACAGUCAAGACUUUGACACUGAUUGCAAGUUCUCCUUUAAAAAUUGAUCUGCGCCCUAUUCUUGGUGAAGCAGUUCCCAUCCUGGCCUCUUUUCUAAGGAAGAACCAACGUGCAUUAAAAUUAAGCACCCUUGCUGCACUGGAUAUCCUGAUUAAGAACUACAGUGACAGCCUAAAGCCAAUGAUGAUUGAGUCAGUCUUGAAGGAGCUUCCGUCCCUCAUUGGGGAGAGUGACAUGCAUGUCUCCCAGAUGGCUAUCACCUUCUUGACGUCUCUAGCCAAAGUCUACCCUUCAUCUGUUUCCAAGAUCGGUGGGUCAAUUCUGAUUGAGCUAUUCAACCUGGUUCACUCACCGCUGCUGCAAGGAGGGGCUCUGAAUGCAAUUUUGGACUUCUUCCAGGCUUUGGUCAUAUCCAAGACUCCCAACAUGGGGUACAUGGAGCUACUCAAGCAGUUGACAGGAACCAUCUAUUCAUCAGCUCAGUCAGGUGGUCCUGUGCUUUUGCACAAGCAAGCCUAUUACUCUGUGGCGAAAUGCGUGGCAGCGCUUACUUCAGCUUGUCCAAAGGAUGCCAGUUCAGUGGUGAACCAGUUUGUUCAAGAGGUGAAGAAUCCCAAAUCCUCUGACUCAGUUCGUUUGCUGGCUCUACUUUCCUUGGGUGAGAUAGGCCGCACCAUGAACUUGGGUGCACACAAAGAGCUCAAGGUGGUCAUUCUUGAAGCAUUUUCAUCACCUAGUGAAGAAGUAAAGUCGGCGGCUUCCUAUGCAUUAGGGAACAUCAGCGUGGGAAACCUCAGUGACUAUCUUCCUUUCAUUCUCAAGGAGAUCAGUGGUCAGCCCAAGCGUCAGUACUUGUUGCUGCAUUCGCUGAAAGAGGUUAUUAGUUCUUCCUCAGCAGACAGUUUAAAACCUUACAUUCAAGACAUUUGGGCUUUGCUGUUCAAAAACUGCGAGUGCGUUGAAGAAGGAACUCGUAAUGUGGUGGCUGAAUGUUUAGGAAAGUUAACCCUCAUUGAUCCAUCCCACUUGCUACCCAGGCUAAAGAAACAACUUACAUCUGGUUCUGCCUAUGCACGAAGCACAGUGGUGACUGCUGUCAAGUUUACGAUCUCAGACCAUCCACAAGCAAUUGACCCAUUACUAAAGAGCUGCAUAGGCGAUUUCUUGCGGACUCUGGAGGACCCGGAUCUCAAUGUUAGGCGUGUUGCCUUGGUCAUGUUCAACUGUGCAGCUCACAACAAGCCUUCGUUGAUCAGGGACUUGCUGGAGACUGUGUUGCCACAGUUGUACAAGGAAACCAAGGUCAGAAAGGAGCUCAUCAGAGAGGUAGAAAUGGGACCUUUCAAACACACAGUGGAUGAUGGACUUGAUAUUCGGAAAGCUGCCUUUGAAUGCAUGUACACUUUGUUGGAUAGCUGCCUGGAUCGGUUGGACAUCUUUGAGUUUCUGAACCAUGUGGAAGAUGGAUUAAAGGAUCAUUAUGACAUCAAGAUGCUGACUUUCAUCAUGUUAGCACGAUUGUCAACUGUCAGUCCCAGUGCAGUUCUGCAGAGAUUGGACAGGCUUGUAGAACCACUGCGUGCAACAUGCACUACUAAGGUGAAGGCUAACUCAGUGAAACAGGAAUUUGAAAAGCAGGAUGAGCUGAAACGCUCGGCGAUGAGGGCAGUAGCAGCUCUGCUCACGAUCCCAGAAGCUGAGAAGAGUGCGCUGAUGGCAGAAUUCCAGUCGCAGAUCAGAUCCAACCCCGAAAUGGCAUCCAUUUUUGAAAGUAUUCAGAAGGACAACACAUCAGUGGCUAGUACAGAAAUAAUGGACCUCAGCUAGAAAAGAAAGUAAACCAAAAGGAUCUGAACAAGAUGCCUUGCCUUCAUAACUAACCUCUGUGUGAAAUGUUAUUUAUUUUGUCUUUUGCGUUUUACUUUUCUGUUCCAGAACCUCAUGAUCAUUCUGGCAGGCAUUUACAGGUCAGCUGCCUCAAUGUUGCCUUUGCAUGACUUCUCUGUUUCUGCUGCCAGUGCAGUUUAGGCUGUAUCCUGCUGCCCCACCUUAACAGCUCUGACUCCUACCUAGUGUUGAUAAAGGAGAGCAAACUGGAUAGUGCAAAGGGAAGUAAGUCUUUCCUACUACCACUCGUGACCUACUCUACUCAUAAGGCAUUAAAUGAAACGUGCGUGGCCUUGCCACUGUUAGUAUGUCCUGUUGCUAAAUGGCUGGCAUAAACCUAUCCAUUAAUUCUGUUGAAAAUUGCAUGCCAACCCAGGUAGUUUCUGGAUUGCAUUAUUUUAAUAAUGGGCAGGCUAAUUUGGUCCAUGACUUCUGGAUAUAGUUCACAUGAUACAAUCUCAAGGUUCACUAGCUCCCAUGUGAAAAGUGUGUUGCAUUGAAAAAAACCAGGAGAUACCUAAGAAGUGUGUCUGAGAUUUCCUGGGAGGAAAACUUGACAUAAAAGACUGGUUUAUUAGAUCUGUUGAAUCAUUCAAACUUGAGUAAUCUCAGUUGUGUUGGCAAAGCCACAGUGAUGAAGAUGUAUAACCAUUGCAUUGGAUUUACAAUCUUGGAUGCUUUUUAAGAUAUGAGAGUGCAGAUGCAGAGUUUUUUUUGCUCAGGAUGCUUUUUAAUUUGUUUGACAUAAGCUGCAAUUGUGCCUCUUCCUGCGAUAUUAGCACAAGAUCCAUUAAACUUUCUGCGUGGUCCAGCUGAGAUUAGGGAACAUUCAUGUGGAUCCUAGGUCUUAUUAGGAGUCGGUUAGUAAUCGGCUUACACAGACCAUUGUUGGUGUAUAUCAUCCUUCACUGUUGUUGAGCUUGCAUUACUGUAAAAUACAGGUGCACAAACUUUAGAUAUGUUCCAUAGAUUUAUAAGGUGCCUAGGUGUAUAAUCUCUCGUACUGCUUCAGCCAUGAUAGUCAGACUGCUGGAGAAGCUACAGUGCCCUCCAUAAUGUUUAGGACAAAGACCCAUAAUUUAUUUAUUUGCCUCUGUACUUCAUAAUUUGAGAUUUGUAAUAGAAAAAAAAUCACACGUGGUUACAGUGCACGUUGUCAGAUUUUAAUAAAAGCCAUUUUUAUACAUUUUGGUUUCACCAUGUAGAAAUUACAACAGUGUUUAUGCAUAGUCCCCCCAUUUCAGGGCACCAUAAUGUUUAGGACACAGCAAUGUAAUGUAAAUGAAAGUAAUCAUGUUUAGUAUUUUGUUGCAUAUCCUUUGCAUGCAAUGACUGCUUGAAGUCUGCAAUUCAUGGACAUCACCAGUUGCUGGGCGUCUUCUCUGGUGAUGGUCUGCAGCCAUCUUGAGCUUAUGCCUGUUUUGGGGGCUAGUCCCCUUCAGUUUUCUCUUCAGCAUAUAAAAGGCAUUCUCAAUUGUGUUCAGAUUGGGUGAUUGACUUGGCCAUUCAAGAAAUGACCAUUUUGUAGCUUUGAAAAACUCCUUUGUUGCUUUAGCAGUAUGUUUGGGAUCAUUGUCUUGCUGUAGAAUGAACUGCCGUGCAAUGAGUUUUGAGGCAUUUGUUUGAACUUGAGCAGAUAGGAUGUGUCUAUACGCUUCAGAAUUAAUUAUGCUACCACCAUCAGCAGUUGUAUCACCACUGAAGAUAAGUGAGCCUGUACCUUCAGCAGCCAUACAUGCCCAGGCCAUAACACCCCCACCACUGUGUUUCACAAAUGAGAUGGUAUGCUUUGGAUCUUGGGCAGUUCCUUCUUUCCUCCAUAUUUUGUUCUGAUAUUAGUUAAUCUUCGUCUCGUUGGUCCACAAGACAUUUUUCCAGAACUGUGGUUGCUCUUAAGUACUUCUCGGCAAACUAACUGGCCAUCCUAUUUUUGCAGCUAACCAGUGAUUUGCAUCUUGCAGUGUAGCCUCUGUAUUUCUGUUCUGCGGUCAGUGGUCAUUGACAAAUUCACACCUGAAGAGUGUUUCUGAUCUGUCGGACAGGUGUUCUGGGAUUUUUCUUUAUUAUAGCGAGAAUUCUUCUGUCAUCAGCUGUGGAGGUCUUCCUUGGCCUGCCAGUCCCUUUGCGAUGACUAAGCUCACCCGUGCUCUCUUUCUUCUUAAUGAUGUUCCUAACAGUUGGUUUUGGUAAGCCUAAGGUUUGGCUGAUGUCUCUAAGUUUUAUUCUUGUUUCUCCGUCUCAUAAUGGCUUCUUUGACUUUCAUUGGCACAACUUUGUUGAUAAACAAGCAAUAAAAGUUUCCAAAGGGAGGAAAUACUAGGCGCUGAGAGCUCUUAUACCUGCAUUAAGGAGGCAAUUAAACACACCUGUGAAGCCAUGUGUCCCAAACAGUAUGGUGCCCUGAAAUGGAGGGGCGACUGUAUAAACACUGCUGUAAUUUCUACAUGGUGAAACCAAAAUGUAUAAAAAUGGCCUUUACUAAAAUCUGACAUUGUGCACUUUAACCACAUGUGAUUUUUUUUCUAUUACAAAUCUCAAAUUGUGCAGUACAGGCAAAUAAAUAAAUGAUAGGUCUUUGUCCCAAACAUUAUGGAGGGCACUGUAUAAUUUAAUGGGCAAGCCAAAUGUUCCCAUACUCUUCCAUGCCUUUUCUUGGACCAGAUGACUUCCUUGUCAAAGUGUUUAAGAAAGAACUGCAGAUGCUGGAAAAGAAGGGUCUCGACCCAAAGUCACAUAUUCCUUCACUCCAUAGAUGUUGCUUCAGCAUUUUUGUCUUCCUUGUCAAAGUGUGGUCAUCUUUGAGCAAAUAAAAUUAAGUCAGCAGCUUAGAUUUGUCAUUUCGGGUUGUAGCUUGGGGCGGUGCUUUAUGUUGUCUUGAUUUCUGCCACUGCAUCUCUGAUCUAUGAGAUGUUAACCUUACAUUGUACUUGUCUUCAGUUGACCAACAGCCAAAUUCAUUUUGAGGGUCCUUUCUCUGCAGAAUAGGUAACAAACUGCAUAUGGUACACGUUACAUCUGGGAGGGAAAAGUGGAUUCAAAGGUUUUUUGUUUGGUUGUGAAUGGUUCAUUAGGAACAAAAACAUUGGAAUGAUGGCACUGUGAAAUGGACCACCUCUUUCCCCUCAUCAAUCUGCAAUGAAAUGAAGUAAAGUAUUGUGCUUCCUUGCUCUUCAAUAGAGGAUACAAAAACCUGUUCUACAUUUAAUCUAUAUACAAAUUUAAAAACAAAUCAGUGGUGGAUUGAAUCAUGUCCACUCACUACAAUGCACUGUUCAACCUAGGAUUCUGAGGUGAAGCAGCCACCAAGGUUCCCUCUUAAGUAUUUGAUUUGAGUUACAAGAAGUGAGACUAAUUGCUUUAGGUGAACCUUCGAUGGCUCCAGCACGACUCGGAUCAUCCAUCAGUUACCAAAUGUUCUGCUGGCAUACAGUGCCACAUGCACAGAAGUGACAGCAGAUUGCAUACCUUAUUUGAUUUCCAUUAUGCCCAGUGGGACUGUUGACUGCUGGACAAGCACUGGGUUUGAUGGACGGCUGUUCAGUUCCAUAGUAUUCUUGGCUUGUAAGCUUAGAAAUUGCAAUGAUUAGAACAGUUUGCAAGCUUUUAUAAAACAUGAAGACCACCAUAUGAAGCAAUGGCAUAAUUCAUUUGCAUCUGUUUUCUUUUGUAAAAGUCAAAGGCAACUGACAAUAUGUUCUAGUGAAAGUUCUUAAAUAACUUGGAGAGUGGUAUAGAAAUAAAGGUUGAAGCACAGGG